AUGAAGCUUGAAUUCGCAGUCCAAUCUUCAAAAUUCAAAUACUCGUUGGCAACGUCAGAUGAACAUCCAAGGCAGUUUCUUAGUAUGCCAGAAGAAGCCCAGCAGAUGGGAACAGAAUAUUAUGAUGGGAAAACAAAGAGAUAUGUUGAUUUUACAAUAUCAAUCACAGAUAUAUUGCAAAUGAUGGUUUUGGUCACACAUGACUACAUAGAAUAA
Messenger RNA from Prunus armeniaca (apricot), 216 nucleotides. The record is from the annotation of a GenBank genome assembly. Lineage: Eukaryota; Viridiplantae; Streptophyta; Magnoliopsida; Rosales; Rosaceae.